UUCUUUGACACGAUGCAAACACAGUUUUUACCGACGAGAAACAUGCACAAUCAGGCCUACAUGGUGUUUGCUACCGAUACUCAAAUCGGGUUGCAGCUUCUUCCUUUCGACGGGAAUCCCUUCAUGGUCGUGGGAAUUGUUGGUCACCCGCAAAUGAUUACCCAUAUGACGCUCAGUUGUUGCGGUGAAUUUCUCUUCACUCUUGGCUACCGAGAUCCAUGCGUUUUGAUGUGGAAGAUUAAUCCGCGCGCUGUCGACAUUAUGGCUAAACUAGGUGGUUCUAGUCUCUCCCCGUUUUACUGCCUUAUUGACGGAGGUCAGGAUGGCUGGCUGUUGAAUGAAAUGCAGGAUCUAUUUUACUAUGCACAAAUAUUGCAUCAAGGAGAGAAUACAACAGCUACUCGAAUUGUGUCGGAUAAAGUGUCAAUUACGCAAUUGCCAAACCUAAUGCGAGCUGUUGGAUACUAUCCUAGUGCCUGCGAGCUGGAAGAGCUUAUGACAGAGGUGGUUUCUAAGAAUUACGCAAAAACUGGGCAGCUGGUUGAGGAAAUCACAUUUGAAGAGUUUGUCAAAUUGUACGUAAAUCAUCGCCCCGUGUUCGGUACGUCUAUGCAGCAGAUAAAGAAAGCCUUUGCGGUAUUUGGUAAACCUGAAAUGGAGAAUAGUCCAAUCAUUACCAGAGAACAGUUUAUAGAAAUUCUAACUGGGCAUGGAGAUCGCAUGAGUACUGAACAGGCUUACAAAGCCCUCAGUCUUCUGAUGCCGGUGGAAGAUGAAUCGGAGAAAGAUGCUGCAGAUAUCAAUUUCUCGUUUUUACCCGCGGUAAGUUACUACACAGUAACACUCUUAUUGGCCAGUUCCAGAGCCAGUUAUUAUAGCAGCUGAAGACUUGACGUGAACUAGGAGCAGAUAAGAAUACGACAUCAAUUCGAUUGCUUAUAGUAGUAUAUUAUUUUAUGGUACAGGAUAUAUCUUACAAAGAUUUUGCUGUGGAAAUUUUGGGCAUCGAACCCACUGCGGAGACGAAUAUUAUUUCAUCGGCCAAGGAUACUCCACAUUGAUACAAUUCGACAAGACAAAUAUCAGUAAGUUAUGUGUCAUAAUGCGGUUACAUCAUUAAAAUCUGCAACGUUCAUAGAUCUACUGCAGUUUCCAUCCACAAGUUUUUCACUCAUCGUUUGGCUCAGCACUGAGCUUUGACAACUUGUGAAUUUUAUCAUGUGAUAUCGAAAUUAGAAAUUUCACAGACUACUUUUAUAACAUGAGAUCAUCUACUCACUAUAUGUAUUGUACGUGUUAUAGGACCGCUGUAGAACUGUUGCACUUAAUUAUUUAUUAAAUACCGAGUUACUUGAUGUACUACGGUUUCAACCGUCUAUCGUUAAUUACUUUCCAAAUUUACGGAAUGUUGGAAGGUCAUUUAUUAAAAUUGAUCAACUGAUUGUUUCACUGUUUUGACGUCGAAAUAUGAUUCAACUUAUUAUUUUUGCCUCGCUUGUCGAAUUCCGGAUCACCUCACUUAGAAAAA
Messenger RNA from Neodiprion virginianus, 1528 nucleotides. RefSeq names its product cilia- and flagella-associated protein 251-like. The coding region runs from base 13 to 885 and encodes 290 amino acids. Lineage: Eukaryota; Metazoa; Arthropoda; Insecta; Hymenoptera; Diprionidae. Gene Ontology annotation, cellular component: motile cilium. The transcript is spliced from 5 exons. The record is from RefSeq and is a predicted model, not a curated record.